Molecule: messenger RNA, 881 nt
Organism: Callorhinus ursinus (northern fur seal)
Lineage: Eukaryota; Metazoa; Chordata; Mammalia; Carnivora; Otariidae
Gene: TEKTIP1
Product: tektin bundle interacting protein 1
Source: RefSeq, a predicted model, not a curated record
CGCUGGGGGAGGGCGGGAGCUGUCUGGGUGGGGGCCAGCGCUGGCCAGUACCGUUGCCGGGACACCGAGGGUGGCCUUUGUCACUGUCAACAAUGGCCCCACAGGCCUUCCAGGCAUGAGCCCCUGGGGACCCAGAGGCAGACAUGCAGACCCUGCGGCGGGAGGCUGCCCGGCCCUACGUCCCCCGGGGGACCCUUGAAGCAGAUUUCCCAGCACCUCUGUACAGCGAUGACUACCUGUCCGUGGAGGGGCCCCGCUGGACACCGGCCAUCAGGCAGGCAGUGCGCUGGAAGUACGCCCCCAUGGGGCGCGAUGCAGCCAGUCAGCUGUGGUACACCGGCCUGACCAACUCCGAGUCCCGGGAAGCCCGGUGCAGGCUCCCGCGGGCCCUGGACAGCCCGUACCGCCAGGCCUAUGCGCAAUGGCAUGGAUGUCACGGUCACCGGGAGCAAAGCAUGCCCUUGGUACAGGGCCCCCAGGACGUGGUGGACAGACAGACCCAUCCGGGGCAAGGAAUACGUGGUCAACAGGCCCCGGCACCGGGCGGAGUCACCGCGGCAGGGCUCCGACUACGUGCCGUUCCUGUCGGUUGCCCAGCGCCCCCGCUACACCGCGCAGAACUACAGGCAAUGGGACCUGGAGCCUUACUGUCCCUCCACCAGCCAGCGGCCGCCAUCCAUCUACACGCCCGUCCACUGAUAAAGUUCAUGCUGCCCGACACCACCCGCUGCAGGGACCCCACCCCCGUGCAUCCGUCCACCUCUGGGGACCCCGGGGACCUUGGGUGAUCCGGCGGCCAGAUCAAGGGAGCCCCCCCCAACCAAGACGCCAGUGACCAAAACUGGGCCAGAGGCGGACAGACGCAGGGCACACCAGCCGUC